AUGACUUCGCUGAAUGGCUUAGAGUGCGAAACGGUUGUCCUUCAGUAUAAUCUGUCGACAGCCUCUGCUGGCCUAGGUGAUGUACUAAGGGUCGAAGCGAAAAGAUACAGGCCUUCAGCAAACGCGUUCACUUCGUCCAGCGGCUGGAGAGAUGUCGGGGUCACUCUUCUCUUGAUGCACGGCGCUGGUUCUCAUAAAGAGCAAUGGGAGCCUACCAUCCAGCGCAUCCAUGAGGCGACUGCUGGACGUAAAGCUCAUGGCCAUGGAUCAUUCUCUCAAGAUCAGAGUACCAUCCGGGAGAUCUGGACGUUUGAUUGGCCGAACCACGGUAACUCUUCAGUACUCAAUGAGGAUCACUUCUCCUCUCGAUUGCCGUCCAAAAUAACUGUUCGCGAUAUAGGUCAUUUCCUCGCGACCUUUGUGAAGUCCAGGCAUUUCCAGGGCCAUCGAAUUAUCCCCGUCGGUCACUCUGCUGGGACCUGCGCAGCCAUCUUUUCCGUAUCACAUUUCCCCCCGUCGCAUGUCCCCUACGAGUCGCUCAUCCUGAUUGAGCUCCCAUGUAUCACAGACGACGUAUACAGGUCUUCCAAGUCUACCGUUUCGGAUAGUGGCUUUCAGUAUGAGUAUGAUCGCCGAGCGGAUAUCCUACGGCGCCGGAUAGAAGGAGGGCGCUCGCGCUGGUCAAGUAAGAGUGCGGUUUUCGAGUGGACGUCUAAGCGGCUGCCUUGGAGUCGAUGGGAUAGUCAAGUGCUCGAUCUCUAUCUGGAAUACGGGUUCCGAGAGUCUUCAAGCACUGAAGAAGCGGCGGCCGGUCGGCCGAGUGUCACACCAAAGUGCACUCGAGUAACAGAGGCGGCCUCCCAGACAGACACUGUCGCGUAUCGCGAGGCCGCCAAUAUGCUUCUUAACCAAAUCAUGCCUCAUGUACCGGUGCAUCUCAUAUUUGGCCGCGACGAAGAUAUCGUGCCAAAAUGGGUGCAAGACUCUAUGAUUGAUGGCGGUGCUGGGCUAUGGGCGUCGGUGCAUGGGAUGGACGGCGUCGGUCAUUUGGUCGUUCAGGAAGAUCCUCGAGGAUUGGCGCAGCUAAUUGUGAAGGAUUUGAAGGAGGGACUUUUGCUUUCAAUGCCUCAAUAUGGCGCUAGACUUUGA
Molecule: messenger RNA, 1149 nt
Organism: Gloeophyllum trabeum ATCC 11539
Lineage: Eukaryota; Fungi; Basidiomycota; Agaricomycetes; Gloeophyllales; Gloeophyllaceae
Product: alpha/beta-hydrolase
Exons: 7
Coding region: 1-1149 (382 amino acids)
Source: RefSeq, a predicted model, not a curated record